AUGAGUGAGAACUCGCCCAACACUUCGGGGGCGAGUGAACUCGCGGAUCCCCAUGAAGAUCAGAGCCAGCCUGAAACUGACGAACCCUUCCAAGGCGAAAGCCCCCCCGCAGCGGCUGUGAAUAGUGGCGAACUGCCGAGCAGAGGGGGCAGUAGUUCCUCUAUCACAGAAGACCAUCAUGGCAAACCCUCACCUGUCGUUCCUCCUCUCGAAGGGUUAUCCGCCUUAGAUGCGGACAGACCAGGCCGAGCAGAAGCAGUUGAGCUUCGCGCGGUGGAAGAGCUAGAAAUGCCGCAACCUCGAUCGGAAGACCUGUUUGAAUGGGAAAAAGUACCUUGUGAGACUCCAUAUUACCUCCAAGGAGAUGCGUCAUUCGAAACGCCAGAAAAGCAAGCGGAACGUCAAGCGCUCAAGACGCACCAAGAAGUGGUGGCGGCUUUGGAGGAUACAUGGUCUUACUUUGCAAAGGAUAGCCAAAAUCGCGUCUCCAAGGAAGAGUACGCUCGGGUUUUGCUCCGUAUCUGCCUCGUGCUGGUACCUCAACUGAGAGGCCGCGAAGUAGUGGAUUUGAUAGAGGAAGAAUGGCGACAGGACUCUAAGGGCGAAGAAGGUCUUAGCCGUUCCGCAUUUUUUGAGUCUUUUUUUCAACUGGCGGACAUAUGGACCCCAGGCAUAGACGGUUCUGUCUACGCAGAGUUCCUCAAGCGGCUUUUCCGAAGAAUUACUGUUAAGAGGGCCCGCGCCAAAACUGGUGCAAGAAUGACAAAAAUUAAACCUUUUUCCGAAGAAUUACUGUUAAGAGGGCCCGCGCCAAAACUGGUGCAAGAAUGA
This is a messenger RNA of Eimeria mitis, 831 nucleotides long. RefSeq lists its product as uncharacterized. The record is from RefSeq and is a predicted model, not a curated record. Lineage: Eukaryota; Apicomplexa; Conoidasida; Eucoccidiorida; Eimeriidae.